Sorghum bicolor (sorghum) is the source of this 2400-nucleotide messenger RNA. RefSeq names its product gibberellin 2-beta-dioxygenase 8. The record is from RefSeq and is a predicted model, not a curated record. The coding region runs from base 1052 to 2164 and encodes 370 amino acids. Lineage: Eukaryota; Viridiplantae; Streptophyta; Magnoliopsida; Poales; Poaceae. The transcript is spliced from 3 exons. Gene Ontology annotation, molecular function: dioxygenase activity.
GCGUGGCUCACCGUCGAACACGGACACGGUCACGGCCGGGCCACCCAGCCAGAGCCUUAUUUUCACCGUCAGUGUGAAGGUACGGUGCGCGCGCGCGCCGCAGCACCCGUAUGCUAUGCAAAAACCCCUAAAGAUGUCAAUGGGGCCCGCGACCCGCGACCCGAUGGGUAUUUACUCUAUUAGUGUACCAAUAUGGAGUGAAACCAGUACACAAACGGAGCAAACCCUUCACCCAUUGGGUACGCGGAUAUGGGGACGUUCUAGUAGUCCCCAUACCCAUUUACCCAUGGGUGAAAAAUACCCAGCCCAAAACUAAAGAAGCCCACCAGCCACCAGUCCACCGGCAGCCCAUACACUGAAACCCUAUGUAGUGCUAGCAAAGUAUUACUCUCUACUACGUGAUUUGUAUGGACAAUGAACUAUUAUGGUGUUGUGACUAGUGGUUGCAGCAGAAAUUAUUAUGUUGCUAUUUGCUAGGUAUAUAGUGAGGUGGCUAUGUGACGAUGCUUGUGAAUGGCUAUGUGACGAUGCUUGUGAAUUGCUACUACGUGACUGGUGCUUGUGGAUUGCUGAUGUUUCGCGGGUAUGGGUGACCCGUCGGGUCUAAUUUACCCACCCGGGUAUGGGUCUGAAGAAAUUUCUCCACCCAUCACUGUAUAUGGGGAUACCCGUGGUAUCAUAUUGUUGUCACGGGAAUGAGUCUGGAGAGUUCAUACCCGAUGGGGAUUUACCCGUUGCCAACACUAAACCCCCACCGCUGCGCCUCUUCACCCCCCAUCGGGCAACGCAUUGCUAUUGCAACCGGUAGCCGCAGCUGCCACGCGAUGCGCUAGCUGCCCCCCCGCCCCCCUGCUUUUGCUCUCUAUAUAUAGCCGCGGUGGACGCGCGUUUUGAUAUGAGCCAGUGCUAGCAACUACUAGCAGCAAGUGUAGUGCACCAAGCUGCUGCUACUACGUGCGUGUGCGCCAUACGUGUAGGUUGCUAGCUAGCUAGAGAGUGUGGAACUGAUCGAUCACCAGACACACACACACAAGGACACAUAAUAUCUUACAUGCGUUACGUAGCUGCCACUCCGACCAUGCCGGCCUUGACGACGACGACCGCGGAGAGCGCCGCCGAACCGCCUCUGGCGGACAGCUACCUCGACCUGCUCCGCCGCGGCGGCAUUGCAACGCCACCGCGGACCGAGGGCCGCUGCUGCGUGCAGGAGCGCGAGCUGCCGUUGAUCGACCUGUCGUGCCUGCAGCAGAGGAGCGGCGGCGGCGGCGGCAGCGCGAGGGCGGCGUGCGCGGACGCCAUGGCGCGGGCGGCCUCGGAGUGGGGCUUCUUCCAGGUGACCGGGCACGGCGUGAGCCGGGCGCUGCUGGAGCGGCUGCGGGCGGAGCAGGCGCGGCUGUUCCGGCUGCCGUUCGAAACCAAGGCCAAGGCCGGGCUGCUCAACGGCUCCUACCGCUGGGGCGCCCCCACGGCGGCCACGUCGCUCCGCCACCUCUCGUGGUCCGAGGCGUUCCACGUCCCGCUCGCCAGCAUCUCCGGUGCUGCCUGCGACUUCGGAGACCUCAGCUCCCUCAGGGGCGUGAUGCAGGAGGUGGCGGACGCGAUGUCGCGGGUGGCCAAGACCGUGGCGGUGGCGCUGGCGGGGAGCCUGCUGCAGGGCGGCGGCCACGACGAGCACGAGGCGGCGGCGGCGUUCCCGGCGGGCUGCGACGAGACCACCUGCUACCUGCGGCUGAAUAGGUACCCGGCGUGCCCGUUCGCGGCGGACACCUUCGGGCUGGUGCCCCACACGGACAGCGACUUCCUCACGGUGCUGUGCCAGGACCACGUCGGGGGCCUGCAGCUCCUCAAGGACGGCCGCUGGGUCGCCGUCAAGCCCCGCCCGGACGCGCUCAUCGUCAACAUCGGCGAUCUGUUUCAGGCGUGGAGCAACAACCGGUACAAGAGCGUGGAGCACAAGGUGGUGGCCAACGCGACGGCGGAGCGCUUCUCGGCGGCCUACUUCCUGUGCCCGUCGUACGACUCGCCCGUCGGCACGUGCGGCGAGCCGUCGCCGUAUAGGGACUUCACCUUCGGGGAGUACAGGAGGAAGGUGCAGGAGGACGUCAAGCGGACCGGCCGAAAGAUUGGGCUCCCAAACUUUCUCAAGCAGCAAUCGCGGCAGUAAAAAGAUUGAAAAUGACGGCCCGCAAAUGCGAACCAGCGGCGAUCCUUUUCUUUUCUUUUUUUUAAGGAACUGGAGGGGUUUGCACCCCUACAGAAAAUGGAAUAAUAUAAAAAGUAGAGGUUCAGUAAAUACAAGAAACCAAAAAAAGCAGAGUCAAAGACAUGACCCGCUCAAGAAACAAAGAACGUUAGGAAGAAAAUCAAAGACAACACCAGUACGGGCCUGGCUAAACUAAG